AUGGGUUUGCGAGGGGAUGAGUAUUUCGUGCAUAAUUUAUUGAGGAACCACCAAGCAGAUGGGCCUGGCCCUAGUCUAACCCAAGAAGCAACCGAGCUUGAUCGCCUUAUAGAGUCCAUCCAAGUCAAAAAUGGGAUUUCUGACAUGUGGCUCAUUAUCAGGGGCAGCAGCAGCAACACUACCCCCACCAUCACCACCACCUCGCCUACCAAUCCGUCACCCAACAACAGCACUUGCAGCAGCCGCACCACCAACAAUCGCACCUCCCCACAGAAGGUUACGAAACAUGGUCACAUAACCAUCAGCGCCCCUCCGGCCACCCCAUACAUGUACCCAUCGACUGUACAGUACCAACCGCCUCACCAUUACGAGUACGCAGUGCAGCCUGCGACGCCAGCGUACUGUGAUCCGUAUACCCAAGCACCCUAUUACACCGCGAGCGCCUGUCCGCAGACCCCUCCGCAAGUUGACUAUGUUGUGGUGCAGGAUGGCGCUGCACGAGCUGUGCGCCCUCAGAUCUCUGUCCAGACUGUAGCUGGGCCCUAUGCUGGUCCAUACACUCCCGUUUCGUCCAAUCCGAGCUCGGGCAGCAAUACUCCCCAAAUGGUACACUGCGACCCGACGGUACCUCCUCAAGUGGGAUCUAGGCCCGCUCUCUUCCCCAGCCGAUACGAAUAUGUCAACGGGAACGAGUCUAUGAUCUCGCCUAUCACGCCAUCAACAGUCGCGACGGCACCCAACCUUUUGCUCGCACAACCGAGAUUGCACUAUAAUGUGCACCACCAGCACCACCAUCAUCAGGAUACCGCUCCCCAUGUCGUUGACCACUGCCCUCCAUCGCCCAUUCGGCCCUCCGUCGAG
This is a messenger RNA of Acaulospora colombiana, 861 nucleotides long. NCBI's taxonomy places the organism in Eukaryota, Fungi, Glomeromycota, Glomeromycetes, Diversisporales, Acaulosporaceae. The record is from the annotation of a GenBank genome assembly.